AAUGCGGCCCAAAGACUUGGAGCUGAAAUUGGAACACAAAAAAAGUAUGCUGCCGGUUCCAACCGUCAGCACCCCUCCGCUGUGAGUGCGGCAAAACUUGAAGAGGAAAACGAAGAUUUUCAUAUCGAAACAGUUCAUCGGGACGUCGGCCAACUGAUUGCGAUGGCGAGACAAAAUUGCAAUCUCACACAGAAGGAUUUGGCCACCAAAAUAAAUGAAAAACCUCAAGUUAUCGCCGAAUACGAGCAGGGGAAAGCGAUACCCAACCAAGCAAUAUUAGGAAAGCUGGAAAGAGCCUUGGGCAUAAAACUGAGAGGUAAAGACAAAGGAGCUCCCUUCACAAAGGGUUCGAAAAAAUGA
Dibothriocephalus latus is the source of this 360-nucleotide messenger RNA. The record is from the annotation of a GenBank genome assembly. Lineage: Eukaryota; Metazoa; Platyhelminthes; Cestoda; Diphyllobothriidea; Diphyllobothriidae.